This is a messenger RNA of Pediculus humanus corporis (human body louse), 4536 nucleotides long. RefSeq names its product CRSP complex subunit, putative. Gene Ontology annotation, biological process: regulation of transcription by RNA polymerase II. The record is from RefSeq and is a predicted model, not a curated record. Gene Ontology annotation, molecular function: transcription coregulator activity. NCBI's taxonomy places the organism in Eukaryota, Metazoa, Arthropoda, Insecta, Psocodea, Pediculidae. The transcript has 13 exons. Gene Ontology annotation, cellular component: mediator complex; core mediator complex. The coding region runs from base 1 to 4536 and encodes 1511 amino acids.
AUGGCUCCUAUUCCAUUAGAAGGCGUACAAAUGCCUGUUGGAAAUGGUGUUCCUCAGGAGGGAAAUCGUGGCGGUUCCAUAUCACUCGGAUUUCUUAUUGAUUUAAUCGUUCAGAGAACUUAUCACGAAUUAUCAGUACUCGCGGAGCUUUUACCUAGAAAAACCGAUAUGGAGAGAAAAAUUGAAAUAUAUAAUUAUUCAGCAAGAACUAGACAAUUGUUUGUUCGACUCUUAGCACUUGUUAAAUGGGCAAACAGUGCUUCUAAAGUGGAUAAAUCAGCUCAUAUAAUGGCUUUCUUAGAUAAACAGUCUCUUUUGUUUGUGGAUACUGCUGACAUACUGGCAAAAAUGGCUCGAGAAACAUUGGUUCAUGCCAGGCUUCCUAAUUUCCACAUACCUGCUGCAGUAGAAGUACUUACAACUGGAACUUACUCGAGAUUGCCUGCUUGCAUUAGAGAUAGAAUAGUUCCUCCUGAUCCUAUAACAAGCUCUGAAAGAAAAAAUACAUUAGAGAGGUUGAAUCAAGUUAUACAACAUAGACUAGUCACUGGAAACUUACUUCCACAAAUGAGAAAUCUUAAAAUUGAUUAUGGUAGAGUUACAUUUCAUGUUGAAAAUGAAUUUGAAGUCUCUUUAACUGUGAUGGGUGAUGGACCUAAUAUACCUUGGAGAUUAUUAGAUAUUGACAUUUUAGUAGAAGACAAAGAAACAGGAGAUGGGAAAGCACUUGUUCAUACUUUGCAAGUUAAUUACAUUCAUCAAGUUAUUCAGACCAGAUUAGUAGAUAAUCCAGAUCCAUUGAGGGAAGUCUAUAAUUGCCUUCAUUUUUUUUGUCAAAGUCUUCAAUUAGAAGUAUUAUAUUCUCAAACAUUGAGGUUAUGUCGUGACAGAUUAGAUGAUCAUAUUCAUGUUAACGAUUAUACUCCAGGAAAAUGUUUAUCUGUUUCUUAUUGGAAAGAAUUAUCAUCUAAAGAUCCAAAGUCAGAAUUAGGAUAUAAACUGACUGUUCAAGUGGAUAAUUAUGAUCCUGCUCGACCUUUAACAGUUGUUCAUGUUCCUUCUCUCGGUGGAAAAGAAAGUGAAAUAGCCGAUAAAGCUAUUAGGUCUGAUAUUUUAUCAAUGGAAAGGUUACUGGUUCAUACCAUAUAUGUGAGAACAAAAGCUCGAUUGUCAGAGCUUAAACAAGAAUUAGAAAGCGUUUUGAAAGACAUAGAAUGCCAACUUCAGGGUUCUCCUGCAAUUUUAUCCGUACCUGUUUUACAGCCGUGUUUGCGCGCAGAAAAUUUAUUAGUAACCGUUGAUACUCAUACAGGAAUGUUACAGUGUCAUAUACCCCAAUACGAAGCUCCUCUCAUACCUGAACUUCAAGCUGCUUUAAAUGGAGACAGAACUCGACUUCCGAACUUGAUAUCAGAAUUAAGGUAUUGGAUUACACAAAGGCGAUGCGAAAAAACUUUACAACAUCUUCCUGCGACUCCAUACGAACGACUUCCCCUCCUCCAUCAUCCGGAUCAUCCGAUGACCAAAAUCGGACGUCAUAGAAUGUACGUCAGACUCCACAGGCACCCGAAUGCAAUAUUGAUUGUUGAAUUUAAGGAAAAAGAAAAUGCACCCUACGAAAUCGAUUGUCAGUUUUACAUGGCAGUCGUUAAACAAUCUUCCAUUGAAGACAAUCCCGAAGAUGACACAAUCGAAACGGAAAUACCGAAAAUGUACUUGAAAGUAUUGAGUUUGAUAGAAUUCGAUUCGUUUGUAAUUUUACACGGACCCUACACGAGUAUUGAAGAUGAAAAAGUACCCGGUAAAAGAAAAGCAUCGGGAAAAUUUGAAUCUUCUCCGCGGAGGCUAAAACAGCCAGCAUAUUUUAUUCCAGAGUUAGCCCAUGUUGUUUCCCUCUGUGACGAAAGAAUACCAUUUGUGACUCUAGCUCAAGAACUAACCAAACAUGGUAUUCCUCAUCAGGGUCUGCAAGUCGAAGCCAACGCCACUGCCUUAGUUUUACGAAUAAUUCAAUUGCCUUUGCCAACUACCAAGGUUAAAAAGUCUUCGUGGCAAGCAUUGCUAAGACGUCUACUAUCGGUAUCUAUUAGAGUUCACGGAAAAGGCACUGGAAGAAGUUGGAUGGUUGAAUUUGUAUUUUAUGGAAGUCCUUUAAAUAGUUCACAACCUAAAGAGCAGGGUUUAAGGCGACCCGUGUAUUUUCAAUACGACAUGGGAUCUUCGGAUAUGCCAGUUAGAACGGUUGAAUCUCUUUUAAAUGACUGGGCGCAAAUCGUGAAUUUGUAUGAUUGCGUGGAAGAACUCACCGAAUACCUUAAAAUUAGUAAAUAUAAUUUGUCGCAAAUAAUGACGAUCAAAUCGUACAGCUACAGUAAAUUGGUCAUCGGAUACGGUCCGGAUAGGGGUGCUUUGGUAACGGUUCAAUGGAACGAACACAACAAAGCAUUUUAUCUCAUUUUCGGUGCCAAUAAUCAAACUCCGAACGCUCAUUCGUUGAUAAAAGAACAACUCGAAGCACAUUUGAAUCGGCACAGAAAUCUGGCACAAAUUAUACAUCUUUUGCACGAAACUUACCAACCAGUAUUGUCCAUCAGCAAACUUCCCACUUUACCGCAAUUGGGAGUUCAUAAUAACAGACCUCAGAUACCGGUACAAACGUUUACUAUACUCCCUCAAACGCCUACGUUUAUUAGGUUUGCUUAUCAGGGAACUUACUGUUUGGAAAUAAGAUUAAGAGGCGGAGGAAUGGUCAGUUUAAGAGACGGUGCUUAUAGUAGAUUUGAUAAAAGUAACGUCGUGGAAGAAUUUACUCCUACUCAAGGUUUGAAAACCUUUUUAUGUAAAUACGUUGACGAAACAGCAGCUUUGAGGAGGCGUUCGCAGUGUGAAGAUGACGAUCCGCCUUCUCCUAUAACCAUGGAUUCGGACGGAAGCGGUAUGACGUUUUUGGGUUCGCAUCACAGAAGUCCCCACUCUCCAGCUCAGGGAAGGGAAGGUUUGAAAUUUCAUCCUCCGGUGACGCCUCCGUCGGGCAGUAAUCCUCACACUCCGUCAAGUCCUCACACAUCAAGUAUGUCUCAAAGUCACAGUCAAACUUUUGGCUCGAGUCCGGCCACUUCUUUUAACCUCGCUUCACCCCCAUCCCUUCCCGCAACAAUUAAUCCUUCACCAUCCAUGUUACCUCAUCCUUCUCCAGGUGGACUCUUGGCGAAUUCUCCCUCUAAUCCUCUUCACGUUCCUAGUCCUGCGGGUUUGCUGCCUAUUUCUUCACCCGGACCGGUUCAAGUCGGACAUUCUCCUGCGGGUUCUUUCAUGGGUCAAACGAAUCACUUGGACGGAAGUCCGUUUCCUUCAUCUCAAGGCAUGGCAUCGCCGGCAGUAUCCAAUUGGCCAGGUUCUCCGAGUAUUCCUCGGCCAUCUCCUGCGAGACCCGGACAGAGUCCGAGUGCUUCCGGAUACGCAGCUUUGCAAAGUCCCGAUCACAAAAGCGGGCCUCACAUAUCGAGAGUGUUACCACAAAGAACGUGGGCCGGCGCCGUUCCAACUUUACUCACUCACCAGGCAUUCGAUUUACUCUGCACUCCUUCUCCGCACCCUCAAGGAUUACUCGGAAUCGAAUUGUCUCCUUUGGAAAGAUUUUUGGGAUGCGUGUACAUGAGAAGACAAUUGCAAAGAUUUAUACAAUCCGACGAUUGCUUAACAGCCAUUAACAGCACGGAACCGGGAGUGGUUUUGUUCAAAGUGGAAACUCUUCAGUGCAGAGUCGCACUAAAUCCUCAGCAUUUACAAUCUCUUCAUUUGAAAGUAACUCCUCUUCCGGAGCACAAAGAUCAAUGGUCGGUUGAAGACCUUCAAAUAAUAGAAAAAUUUUUCGAUAACAAAGCAGCCGCUCCUCCGUAUAAACCGAACGCAUUGUGCGGAUUCGGUCGAAUGCUCAACGUUCCCUUUAACGUCCUGAAGGAUUUCAUACAAAUAAUUAAAUUGGAAAUGAUGCCCAACCUCGUUCAACAGCAGCAGUUAAAAUGGUCCGUUCAAUGGUGUUUGAGAAUUCCUCCAUCGGCAACUCCAAUCGUACCAAUCGGUCAAGCUGCCAUUUUAGUCUGCAGAAAUAAAAUUUUAUUUUUCCUUCAAGUGACCAGAGUCGGAGUGCAAUACGUGAACGGUAUGGAACCUCCCUCGUUGGUUCUUCCUCUCGUCUACGACGUCAGCACGAAUUUGACGCAGCUCGCGGAGAAAAGAGAUCCUGGUCCUGCGACGGCCAUGACCGCCGCCAGCAUGCAGUUAAAACGAUUCGCAGAAUUCGGAUUGAAUCACAACGAGUGCUCACUGUUUCCGGCAGUUCGUGACCUUUUGGCUAACUUGAUACUUCCGUCCGAACCUCAGAUAAUUUCAUCUCCGGCUCACACGGGAUCCGUGACACCGACCAUGCAACCUUCUCCCGCCAUGGGCGGCGGUCCUCCCGUCGUCGGAUCACAAACGACGGGUACCUACACGGGUAUGGCUUUGGGUCAACACGGUAUGAUGGGUCCUAAUUAG